Molecule: messenger RNA, 986 nt
Organism: Drosophila grimshawi
Lineage: Eukaryota; Metazoa; Arthropoda; Insecta; Diptera; Drosophilidae
Product: peptidoglycan-recognition protein LD
Exons: 4
Coding region: 140-952 (270 amino acids)
Biological process (GO): peptidoglycan catabolic process
Molecular function (GO): zinc ion binding; N-acetylmuramoyl-L-alanine amidase activity
Source: RefSeq, a predicted model, not a curated record
AGCUUUGUGCAAUGCAAAUCACUAAGGCGCGUGAGUCUAUCGUGAUCCAGUGUAAACCAGCGCUAAGCUGCUAAUAUUGAGGCUGCUCCGGUUGGUGUUGCUGUUCUUGCAGCUCAUUAUUAUUGUCGAGUUUUGGACGAUGGCACAAAUACAUUGCAUGUGUUAUUUGCUUAAUAUUUCGCCAACGAUAGCGACGCGAGCGCCGUUUGGAGGUGACCUCGUAACAGCCACAUCCUCAUGUGUCGGUCACCACAGCACUGUGAUUUCUAUGGAGCCCAAUGAACGCACUCCACUGCUGGCAACGGGCACAGUUCGGCCAGCAUCUUUGCCAGCAAUCUACACAAAAGAAUGCCUUAAUUGGCGCAUCAUUGGACUGCUCUUGAUGUUCAUCGCUGGCCUGGUGCUGUCCAUAUAUUUGCUUUGGAGACAAACAUACGAAAUGUUGGAUAAUGGUUACAAGCUGAACCUGAUGCGGCAUGAUAUAUGGAGUAGGGCACAAUUGGCUGACCAGGCACUUUUGGAGGCGGAGAAAGUUGUCAAUGUUUUCAUAACACACACAGCCAGCGAGGAGUGUAACGAGAAUUGUGCGGAUCUGCUUCACAACAUGCAGCGCAAAUAUUUGGGGGAGUUACCAUUUAAUUUUUUGAUGGCUGGCGACUGUGAGACGUACGAGGCGCGGGGCUGGCAGUAUGCGAGCAGCUAUGGAACGCUGCCUUCGGCCAGUUCCCUGGUGCUGGCCUUUGUGGGUGACUUCAGCCUGCGCAUACCUAGCACUUGUCAGCUGCAGAUGGCAAGAGCGUUACUCUGGGAGUCUCAGCGGCGACUGAAAUUGCAGCCACACUACCAACUCUAUGUGGUGCGCAAUGUGAGUCGCAGUGAAGGCGAUGCGGAUGCACUGCAUCGUCAUCUGCAGAAUUGGCCACUCUACGCUGGCCAGCGGAAAGUCAUGUGAAAGUGAAUGAAAAAGUCCAAGUAGUUCCUCUUGA